AUGAUUCGCAAUAUCCCCCGAGCCCUUCGUGCUGUCAUAUACGUACAAGCUCUGAUAAUUUGUCUUCAGCAAGUAGAAGGCACCAAUGAAACAAAGCUGGCACUGGAUGACAUGUCAAUCUUCUGGGGAGACAGCAGAUACCCGGAAAGAGCAUAUCAAUCAAUUGUGGACUGUCUGGGAAAAUGGGAUGAACCAGUCCUAGAAUCUCAUGAUGUUGCUUGGCGCACAUUCUAUGAGAUGUACACCAGUUUGGAAGCUGCACAAGAUGCGUCAACACGGUGGAGAGAGUCUGACAGCUUUUUGGAAUCCAGACAGAAGAAGAAGGGACUUUAUGGGGGCAACUUCAAUUCCUUUGGGGCAGUUGAGGUUUCUGAGAGGUGCAAUUUUGUUUCAAAUGUUGCAUACUACAAUGCUGCUCUGAGAAUUUGUAAAUAUGGGGACCGCUGGCAUUCCAACAGCUCAUAUCAAUCUGCCUUGAUGAAAUCAAUUGGAUUUCAAUCCAUUGCAUCAGGUUACUUUCAUGGAUCCUUCUCGAGACUGGGGUUUGUCAUGGAUGUGGAGAAUGCUGGGCUCCCACUUUUUCUUGCAUAUCAAAUGGCCAUUCAAAGUGUCGGUGAUGUUGAUGAUCCCAACUUCAAUGCUACGAUUUUCCGCACUGGAAGCAACAUAAAACCACUUGAGGAUAUUACCCCAUUUUGGAAGCCCAUUGAUGAAAUGACUUUCCUUCCAUUGAAGGAAGAUUUAUCCUUUCUUGAGUGGUCUCAAUACAUCAAUGACUUGGAUGUGCCUGAUGCUGAAGAAAGUGCUCUUCUAUUUUGUUCAUGGUUUUGUAUUGCUACUCUUCCGUACUCAUUAUGCGAAUGUCUUAUGGCAGAUGUGCUGGCUCCCGCCUUUAUCAACAACCAAACAAAGAUUGACUUUGUGAAAAACGAGUACUUUCCACAAGCCAAGAUUGCAGCUGAUAGUUUGGAUUUGCCACUGCCAGCUUGGAUCGGAUUCCCUCUGUUGGGAAAGGGGCUUGGGGCCGCCCUAUCAAUUCUUUGGGCAUACCUCUUUCAGGAGAAUCGACUCAAGACUCCUGGUUUGGAGGGGAUGUAUUUCAAUGUGACAGCGCUGGGAGCAACCAAGACGCCAUCUGUUGAUUUCUUGAUCAAUAUAUUGACAGGGUUUGGAAACCCAACCAAGUAUACGUACAACUCAGAGGAGGCAUACCCUGGAGCAAGUUUUUGCAACAGGGACUCCCCACAUGCGCUGUGGCAUCAAGAAAGCGCCGACGCUCUACCAGAAAUUGCCUUUGCAGCUGACAAGCUGUAUCGUGUUUUGCAAGAUCGAAAGGAACGAAAGCAGCAGGGCAAUUGGUUUGGAUUCUCCAUCUUUAACAGCUUUCAGAACAUCCGUGGUGGAGGCCACGGGGGAGAGGAUUAG
Messenger RNA from Seminavis robusta, 1425 nucleotides. Lineage: Eukaryota; Bacillariophyta; Bacillariophyceae; Naviculales; Naviculaceae. The record is from the annotation of a GenBank genome assembly.